Messenger RNA from Frankliniella occidentalis (western flower thrips), 2353 nucleotides. RefSeq lists its product as uncharacterized. The record is from RefSeq and is a predicted model, not a curated record. Lineage: Eukaryota; Metazoa; Arthropoda; Insecta; Thysanoptera; Thripidae. Bases 475 to 1644 code for a protein of 389 amino acids. The transcript is spliced from 8 exons.
UAAGUGUGUGUGUGUGUGUGUGUGUGUUAGUGUGUGUGUUUUGCAAGACAUCUAUGCAGCCGUUACUGAGCGGGAAUGACACAGUGCUUCACCAGAUUGUGCCGGCGACGAGAGGGAAGUGGUGGACGCGAACAGACGACGCGGACACCUUAAUCGGCCGGUGAGGACAUAAGGGGCGCGCAAGGGGGCUGAAGGACAGCGCCGGUUACUCGAACAGAAGCCAGCAGGGGAGGGUGGCGAACAGAGCGGCAGGGCCACGCGCGCGCGCGGCAGUGUGACCGUCCUCUCACGUCCGACGAGGGUAGCUGGCCGAGCCACGGCGCCGAAGCCGACACGCCCUACGACGUCGCCUUUGGGGAGAGCCGCUUCGUCGCCGACGACAGCCGCAUCCCGCCGCCCUCCGUCGCGUACGCGGACACGGUCACCGACGGCGACCUGAUCCACGCCCUGCAGCUCCUCGCGCCCGCCGCCGACAUGCCCGUCGUGGAGAAGAUCGGCCGCCGGCAGGCCAUCCCCAUACUAUACACCCGGGGCACGCACUACGAAGUGGGCUUCGACGUGGGCCGGACGUUCAGCGGCAUCAUUCAGAGCUUCCUGGCGAAGGCGACCUCCCUCAAUGAAGAGUACCUGCCGGCGUACGAGACGGACACGGGCCGGCGCGCCUACGAGGAUACCCUGGCCGCCGUCAAGAAAAACUACCCCCAGUACGUCCAGGAGCUGCAGGGCACCGCAGACGGCGCCAAGGUCCCUUUCCACAAGCUGUUCCUUCUGCACAUGGACGAGAUCACCCCGAACGUAGUUGGGCGACCAGCCAACCAGGGCACUAACGGCUGUUCCACCAUCUGCAUCAACCACCCCGGGCAGGAGUAUAUCGGCCACACCGAGGACGCGCUGGCCGAGACGCUGAACCACGUCUACCUGGUGUCGGCGCACAUCACCUCGCCCGAGCCGCAGGGCCGGUGGAAGGUGUCGGAGGAGAAGUUCACGGCGCUGUGCUACGCCGGAUGCCUGCCCGGCUUCUGCAUGGGCUACAACCACCACGGCAUGGUCUUCACCGUCAACAUCAUCAAGGCCGCCAGGCUAAACGCGGGGAAGACGCCGCGCCACUUCCUGACGCGAGCCCUGCUCAACUGCGACAACUUCGAGGCCGCGCAGCACGUGCUCCGCGACGAGGGGUGCGGCGCGGGCGACGGCGUGUCCAUCAACAUGACCUUCCUGAACCAGGAGGGCGACCGCCUGUUCCACAACGCCGAGGUGGGCCCGUCCUGCGACGCCGACUGCCGCAGCCCGCUCAACAUCCUCACCUGUUCGCCCGGCGAGCACAUCUUCCACUGCAACAAGUACCUCCGGCUCAAGAUCCCGGAGGUGGGCGGCAUGAUCGUGUCGAGCAGCGACGCCAGGCACGCCACCAUGGAGGCGCAGCCGGACCCCUUCACCCUGCAGGACGUGAUCAGGGUCAUGGGCGACCAGUCUCACCCCGAACACAACAUCUUCCGGGAGGCCGGCGACGACGACUUCGUCAAGACCGUCGCCGUGGGCAUUUUCGACUGCGUGAACCGGACGUGGAGCCUGUACACCGACAACCCAAAGACACAUGACCCAGUAGUGGUGCUUCCCCUGCAGAUCAGGAAGCCCUCCAAGUGAGAGCCGUGACGUGUGAGCCAGGGGUGCGGGACGGGGAGGGGGUCGAGGGCAGUGGUGCCGCGGCGCCUGGGCAGCAUGGGGACGCCCGCUGACCUUGCCCCUCCCCUCCCCACCCCCAGCCCCUCACAGAAACCCACAGCCCCCAGGAACGUCGUCCGUCCUCCUGAACCAAAUCUACACUAUGAACGGUGAAAUCGCGUGUAAUAGACCAGAGAAAUAGGCAGCGAAAGAACAUGGAAGUGUGUGGUGCAGACUAGACUGAUGUUAGCUCGGCUCUAUUUGGGGCACCUUUAAUAGUGCCUGAGGCGAGGCACUUUGAUUCGAAGGGACAGCACUGGGUAACAACAAGGUCACAUUGAUCUCUAUCCUAUGGGGCAGGUGAGGUAUCCCUUCUGGUCAGGAUGAGUGAGUUGAAGUUUAUGAAGUUAUUUAAGUUACCCUGAACUAAUUAUAUAUUUGGAGAGGGACAGUGACACAUUAUUAUAUGUUCUAUGACCCUAAAUAGUUUUGUCUUUAAAGGUAAAAUUUGAGUUUGAAUGUUUAUUUAUAUGAAUCUAGAGAUUUAUGAAUCUUGUUACUUUCUCAUUUUGAAGUGAGUAUUUGUGUAAUUCAAUAAAUUAAAAUUGAAAGAUCUGUUUAACUUUUUCUGGUAUAAAUGCCAACAAUAAUAAAAAUAAAUAAAUGAUGAAAUCACGUCAAUACAGAAAAA